CCCGGCUGCUUCUAAUACUUCAUCGUUUGUUCCGUAACAUUUUGUCAGUCUCACUCCCCGUCGCUUUCUCGAUCUGACCUUUAAUCUCUCAGCUAUGGCCAAGAUCAAGUACGUCAAGGCGAGGCAGAUCUUCGACAGCCGUGGGAAUCCCACCGUCGAGACUGAUGUCACACUGGAUGAUGGUACUUUUGCUAGAGCUGCCGUUCCUAGCGGUGCAUCCACUGGAAUUUACGAGGCCCUUGAACUUAGAGAUGGCGGGUCUGAGUACCUUGGAAAGGGUGUUUCCAAGGCUGUUGAGAAUGUCAACACAAUUAUCGGUCCCGCCCUGGUUGGAAAGGACCCAACUGAGCAGACUGCUAUUGAUAAUUUCAUGGUUCAACAACUCGAUGGAACCCAGAAUGAGUGGGGUUGGUGCAAACAAAAGCUUGGAGCAAAUGCCAUACUUGCCGUGUCUCUCGCAGUCUGCAAAGCUGGGGCUGCUGUUAACAAGAUUCCCCUUUACAAGCACAUUGCCAACCUUGCCGGUAACAAGAAGUUGGUGUUGCCUGUUCCUGCCUUCAACGUCAUUAAUGGUGGAUCACAUGCAGGAAACAAGCUUGCUAUGCAGGAAUUCAUGAUCCUUCCUGUUGGAGCUUCCUCUUUCAAGGAGGCCAUGAAAAUGGGUGUGGAAGUAUACCACCAUUUGAAGGCUGUGAUCAAGAAGAAAUAUGGCCAGGAUGCCACCAAUGUCGGUGAUGAAGGUGGCUUUGCUCCCAACAUUCAGGAGAACAAGGAAGGUCUAGAGCUGCUCAAGACAGCCAUUGCGAAAGCUGGUUACACUGGAAAAGUUGUUAUUGGGAUGGACGUUGCUGCAUCUGAAUUCUACAAGGAGGAUCAGACAUAUGAUUUGAACUUCAAGGAGGAGAACAAUGAUGGGUCUCAGAAGAUCUCUGGAGAUGCUCUCAAGAAUGUCUACAAGUCCUUUGUAACCGAGUAUCCCAUCGUCUCAAUUGAAGACCCCUUUGACCAAGAUGACUGGGAACACUAUGCCAAGCUGACUGCUGAAAUUGGUCAGGAAGUCCAAAUUGUUGGAGAUGAUCUGUUGGUCACCAAUCCGAAGAGAGUUGAGAAGGCCAUCAACGAGAAAACAUGCAAUGCCCUUCUUCUCAAGGUCAAUCAAAUUGGGUCUGUUACUGAGAGCAUUGAAGCUGUAAAGAUGUCCAAGCGAGCUGGGUGGGGUGUGAUGGCCAGUCACCGCAGUGGAGAGACAGAAGACACAUUUAUUGCCGACCUCUCUGUUGGUUUGGCCACGGGUCAAAUCAAGACUGGAGCUCCAUGCAGAUCGGAGCGUCUUGCCAAGUAUAACCAGCUUCUGAGAAUCGAGGAGGAGCUGGGAGCAGAAGCAGUGUAUGCUGGAGCAAACUUCCGCAUACCUGUCGAACCUUACUAGAGGAUGAACUCAAGGUAGUGGAGGCUGAGUUGAAGCACCAGGCGAGGCGAUGAUUGUUGCUGCUGUUAUCUAAUUAUUACAAACACCCCUGAGUGAUCAGUUUUAAGCCAAUAACCCUUUUCUAUCGUUUUAAUAAUUUUGAUACUCAAGGGACCACAUUGAGGUUUGAACCUGUAGUGGUCGAGGAACAAUCUUGACGGAUAAAUCGAAUAUGGUUUCUUUCUUGGCAUGUCUGAGCCCUUAAGCUGGUGAUGGUGACUGAUUUAGAGUGGACCUGACUAUGGCAAGGUCUUCCAGGCUGGCUCCGGUCUAUAAUCUCGUUGAACGUUCAAAUUUCAUCGUGAUCUGCUUCGGAUGCACUUGUAACUUUUAAAUUCCGGACCGAUCACCUAUAUCAUAUUCAUUUGUUUUUUGGCCAA
Punica granatum (pomegranate) is the source of this 1848-nucleotide messenger RNA. The record is from RefSeq and is a predicted model, not a curated record. Lineage: Eukaryota; Viridiplantae; Streptophyta; Magnoliopsida; Myrtales; Lythraceae.